AACACAUUCAUACACUUCGGAACCUACGGGGUACAGAAGCGCAGGGAAUUUCUUGAUGCUGCGAUCUCGCCUCUUCUCCGAGAGUCUGCCGCCAGCAGGACCCCUCUUCCUCCGCUUCUUUCUCUGAAAUGUGUUUGCGCGUGAAAGACAGCGGAAGCAGAAGUGUGUGUGCGCGUGAAGGCGAAUGUGUGGGGGCAGAAAAGAAACAAGGAAUCCAGUUCAGUGCAAACGAAACGUGUGGACAUAGUUCUUUGGCGAAAAAGCAGGAACCCGGGAGUGUUUGAGUGAAUUUUCAAAGGAAUAUCGAAUUUAAUAUCAGCACCAAAAGAAAAGGAGAAUUGGUUUUCAGCUUGUCAGUCCUCGAAGAGAAGUUCUUACUCCAACGCGACACAGGAUACAUUGAUCACUGUAUUUAAUAUCAUACGGCGAUGAAUUGGUUGGAAUUCCGCGAGCGGCGAUAGAGAACACUGUCGGCGGAGUCAAAUAAGUGGAUCAGUCUCUCUGUUCGCGAGCGCAGAGAAUCCAUUUUAGAACUUUGAAACCGGCGAGAGACAUGCUAGGAAGAAACGCUCGGAGCUGAAUUGUAUCCCCUCCACCGCCGUCGCAAGCAUCAAUACAUCUGGAAUACUUGUGGCGAAGUGGAUGAGCUUCCUGAUGAGAGAUCCAGUUAUUCCGGGAACAAGUAUGGCAUACCACCCGUUUUUACCUCACCGGGGUACGGACUUUGCCAUGAGCGCAAUGCUGGGUCACCAGUCCCCAUUUUUCCCGGCCCUGGCGCUCCCUCCGAACGGGUCCCUUUCCCUCCCGGGAGCGCUGGGCAAACCCAUCAUGGACCAGCUAAUGGGCGCCGCUGAAAGCAGCCUCCACUUCUCGCUGGGGCACCCGGCUGCCGCAGCCCACCUCAGGCCACUGAAAUCGCUGGAGCCAGAGGAGGAGGUUGAGGAUGACCCCAAAGUUCACCUGGAAGCGAAGGAACUAUGGGAACAGUUCCACAAACGCGGCACCGAAAUGGUUAUUACAAAAUCAGGAAGGCGGAUGUUUCCCCCAUUUAAAGUGAGGUGUACCGGCUUGGACAGGAAGGCCAAGUACAUUUUAUUGAUGGAUAUCGUUGCGGCCGACGACUGCAGGUAUAAAUUUCAUAACUCGCGGUGGAUGGUGGCGGGAAAAGCAGACCCCGAAAUGCCGAAGAGGAUGUACAUUCACCCGGACAGCCCGGCCACCGGCGAGCAGUGGAUGUCCAAAGUUGUCAAUUUUCACAAACUUAAAUUGACAAAUAACAUCUCCGACAAGCAUGGAUUUACGAUUCUGAACUCCAUGCACAAAUACCAGCCAAGGUUUCACAUCGUCAGGGCCAACGAUAUUCUCAAACUUCCCUACAGUACAUUCAGGACCUACGUUUUUCCAGAAACGGACUUCAUUGCCGUAACAGCAUACCAAAACGACAAGAUCACGCAGCUGAAAAUCGACCACAAUCCUUUCGCUAAGGGGUUCCGCGAUACAGGCAAUGGGAGGAGAGAAAAGAGGAAACAGUUGGCCCUGCAGUCCAUCAGAUCUUACGAGGAGCACCAGCGGAAAGAGAACGGGACGUCCGAUGACUCCGCGGGCGAGCAGGCCCCUUUCAAGCGCUUCGGCCGGACCCCGUCACCCGCGGCGACCACCGCGGGCCCGCCCAACCUGAAAGACUUCUGCGAGAGCGAGGAAGACAGCGACGACGAGAGCAAGGACGGGAACCCGCAGGACCCGCAGGACCCGGGCGGGAUCUCCACCACCACCGCCGCCGCCGAUCCCGCCAGGGAGCGCCUGUCCUCCUCCUCCGGCGGCGGCGGCAGCGGUCCGCGGCGGGCGCGCGAGGACCCUCCGCCCGCGCCGGGCAGCCCGGCGGACCCCCGGCGGAGCCCGCUCACCCUCAUCUCCAGCACCACCCGGGCCGGGGAGGACCCCCGAAGCCCCGCCCCGCCCGGGCCGCCCAAGGCGGCGGCGGCGGAGGAGGAGGAGGACUACCCGCCGCUGGGCGUCGGCGGGGACGGCGGCGCGCAUAGCCUGCAUAACUUCGGCUUCCCGCCGGGCCUGGCGGGGCAGCAGUUUUUCGGGGGGCACCUGGGCGGGGCGCACCCCUUCCUCCUGCACCCCGGCCAGUUCGGCGUGGGCGCCGCCUUCCCCGGCAUGGCGGGCAUGGGGCCCCUGCUCGCCGCCGUCUCGUCCGGCGGCAUGGGCGCCAUGGACGCCGUCGGCAUGGUGACUCCCCACCCUCAGGGCCUGGGGGGGGGCCCGGGGCUGCCCUUUCACCUGCAGCAGCACAUGCUGGCGUCUCAGGGCCUAGCGAUGUCCCCAUUCGGAAGCCUUUUCCCGUAUCCGUACACAUACAUGGCGGCUGCUGCCGCCGCUUCGUCUGUGGCCUCGUCCUCGGUUCACCGGCACCCGUUUCUGAACGCGAUGCGCCCUCGGCUAAGGUACAGCCCCUACACCGUCCCCAUGAACGUGCCGGACAGCACCCUGCUUACGACAGCCAGCCCCUCUCUGGCCGGCAGCGCCAUCGAGCUGAAAGGGAACGCCAUGGCAACGAGUCCGACUCUGGACUCCACCUCAGAGGUCAACAGCAGGUCUUCGACCAUGUCCUCGCGCUCCCUGUCCCUGUCACCAAAAACGUGCCAGGAAAAGGAUCCGACCAGCGAACUGCAAAGCAUUCAACGCCUGGUCAGCGGACUGGAUACAAAACACGACAGGCCCCGAAGCCUGUCGCCUUAAACCACUGCAGUGAUGGAUUAACAACAAAAUAAUUUUUAACAAUACCGAUCAACGUUUCUAUUGAAUGCGGGUUUGAACUGCAGAACCGACGGAAUCAUUGGACUUUUGAAAUGCACUUUGUUUGAAUAAAGAAUUGAUGUGUAUAUUUGUUUUGUUUUAAUCCAGAAACGAGUUUUGAACUUUCCCCGUAUACCAUACAAGUAUUGAAACUGAAAGUUUGGAAAGGUCGGUUAGUUGCUGCUAUGCCCCAUAUAUUUUUUCUAAGUCGAUUUGCGAGGGUAACGAAAAGGAUUUAGUUUAAUACUCCGAAUUGGUUCUGAGGAUUUGUAUACAUAUCCGUUGAUCUUAUAAAGUAUGCUGUAUGUGACGCAGGCCUACUAUAUAAAGCGCUAUACGAGGCCUGUGGUUGUUUUCGGCGCGAUGGAAAUGAGUUUGCAUGACCCACACUUGGUUAAAAUAUCUAGUUUGCGACUGCCAGAAGCCUAUUGUAUUUUUAAAAAGACCAAAAUAUGACAAAUAAAAUAUUAAAUAAAGUAUGCGUUGGCACCAUUUAAAAAUAUUUCUAGGACGUUAUCAUAUUUUCCUUUCCCCCCACACGUUUAUGAUUGAAUUCAUUGUACCUGUAAAUUGGAAAAGGGAAUUUGAAAGGAAAAACAACAAAAAUUGAAACGUGGACUAUUAAUGUAAAUAUCUAUAUAUUGAAAGUAUUUAUGUAAUUAUUUGAUAUUACGUGUAAAUAUAAUGGAUUUGAUGUUUCGGAGUUUCUUUAAUUUAUUGUUGAUAUACCUGUUUUAAAAUAGUUUGUGAACUGGUUUGUUUUUGUUAUCGUUUUUUUUCUGAAUACGGAGUUACUUGUCUUGUCUCAAACUCUCCUACAUUUCUCUUAUCUUGUAAAGUUAAUUUCUGUUUUCUUAGACACAAUCAUGUGCCAUUGUGGCUUUCGGCGUUGUCUAUUGGUUAAAAUGCUACUAUUCAGUUUAAUUAAAAUGACACUAUGGUGCGCAAUGGCUUGAAAAGUGAUUACGUUUUUUCUUAUUUAAACGUUUUUUUUAUUCGUGUCAAAAUGAACCACUUUCUCAACAUAUAUUGCCGUUUGAAUGUGAAAGUGGCGAAUCUUAAAACAUGAAGGUUUAAUUCGUGUGUGUGAAAGUUGUCCACGGGUGCUGAAGUAGCCUAUUUUCAGUUUUUCGUUUUAUUUUUUUUUUUCUUUUCUUUAGUUAAUAACAUCAGUGAUGUUAAUUGAACGUUUCAAUAAAAAAUAUUGAAGUCUUAUCUGUU
This is a messenger RNA of Anguilla anguilla (European eel), 4023 nucleotides long. RefSeq names its product T-box transcription factor 3a (gene tbx3a). Gene Ontology annotation, molecular function: DNA-binding transcription factor activity, RNA polymerase II-specific; RNA polymerase II cis-regulatory region sequence-specific DNA binding. Gene Ontology annotation, biological process: positive regulation of cell population proliferation; heart looping; cell fate specification. The transcript is spliced from 7 exons. The coding region runs from base 643 to 2745 and encodes 700 amino acids. The record is from RefSeq and is a predicted model, not a curated record. Lineage: Eukaryota; Metazoa; Chordata; Actinopteri; Anguilliformes; Anguillidae. Gene Ontology annotation, cellular component: nucleus.